AGGAGGAGGGGGAUAACCACUGAUCCACAGCCUGGGAGAAGACCCACUACCUGUGGGGAAUAUACAGAGAGGAGAGUCCUCAGCCUACCUACUACUAGAGCGCACCAACUAACCAACCAACACGUGGGUAAGGACAUAGGACCCUAUGUUUCUCCUCUCCCUUAUUCGACAGUCCUCCCCCUUCUUGAGUGUGUGUGUGUGUGUCUUUGUGUUUUGCCUCCUUUAAUUUUCAGGGCUGUGGAGUGGGGACCUCCUGCCCGCUGACAAAGCUGUUGUCAUGGAGACGUGUCUGGGACUGUUGCAGCACAGUAAUCUCCACACAGCAGAGGCCAUUGGAGGGAGGGAGAGGGGGCGCCCAGACGAAAAAGAGGCAAAAAGGGGGAGUAAAGAAAGAGUAGAUGGGGGGGUGGGGGGGUUGUGUGAGACAAGGAGUGGCCCAGAGAUCUUAUUCAGAUUCACAGGAUGACAGGGCAGAUGUAAUUGUGUCUGACCAGCGUACACCCACACAUAAACAACACACAGGAGUACUACAGGCUGCUUUGCAGGUUAGGGUGUUCUUUGUGGACUUGGUGUUACUAAUGGUGACCUUCUGUGUUUGUUGUACAUAUUGUUAAUAGUAUUCUAGUCGGCUUGUUUUGUUCUUGAAACAGUAGACUAAGUGCCUGUGAAGGACAUACCGUAAGUGCAAGACCUGAGGUUUGUGUCCAGCUCGGAGUUGGACUAACUAGGUAGAUAGGAAUGUGACCGGGCAUGUGGACGGGGGGUGGAUCCACGGAUGUAGGGAUAAAGGUUAUCUAUUCUCCUAGCGUCCGGGGUCAUGUGACCAGCACUGGGCUUGUGACUCCUGAUUUGGCUGGUGUUGGUUGUCUUCCUGCAGGGUUCUACACUAACUUUUUCCACUGGUGGCACUGGUGCUACCAACUUUUUCAGCACAUGAUUUGGUGGCACCAAUUAAAAAUGAAUAAAUAAUGAUAAUUGAUAAUGGCCUGGCCUGUGUCCCAUAAUGUGCCUGCAUUCCAUACAGAACCAGGCUAAUAAUGAAUAUCUAUCUUUUAAAUUAGCCUGCCCUUGUGUUCUUACUUACAUUGAUUUGGAUAGAUUUACUGUAACAGCUAAGAAAAGAGACUGUUAAAAUAAAGUGCAAAAUGUUUUUAUUGUAGAUUUCAAAGUGCUGUUUUCUGCUAAAUCAUCUAGAGGGCAGAAAUUUAUUUUGAACGAUACUUGCUCUGAAUCACACUUAUUUAAUAGAAAAACAACAACAUUGGUGGUCCACAACAACGACCACGUUUACAUGCGCACAGUAUUCCGGAUAGUAGCUCAUAGCCUGCUUAAGGUCUUAUUCGAGAUAAGCUAUUUACAUGCACCUUUGAUAUUCCGCUCACUGGUGUCCCUGUACACAUGAAUAAUCAGAAUAUUCCUAAUUUCAGUUCAAAUGUGUUAAAUGGAAUAGUAACUGAAUUCUGGACUCUGACUGUAGGCCUAUAACCUCUCACAUGUAGCCUAAUAUAAUAUUAACUCCUGCAGAAUAAUGCGUUUCUUGUAGUAAAAUGAUACAACAAAUGUUAAUUUUGUCACAGGAACAGGAGUGGAGAAAUAUGAUUUAUUUCUUUCAGCAUCUCUUGAGAAAAUGCGAAUGUGCAUGAGUGCACUUGUUGUGUCAAGGCUUAAAAGUGCUCUGUGUGUGAGACGGCUAAGGUGUUUGUUUAGUUUAAAACAGUCUGUGUAAUAUAAGGUGAUAACAGGGUGAUAAUGGCGUCCUUGGCCUGUGCUGUCUCACCCAGCUGGCAAACAGACUGACAGACGGCAGAGGGAGGGACCUGUAGAGAGAGAAGAGGAAAGUGUAGUAGCUAGGUGUCUGUCUGUGCUGGUCGGCCUAUUUGUGUAAAUAGCCUAGUUUCUGUCUUCCGCUUAAAGUGUAUGUUAGGUUGUUUACAUUGGGUUGUGGGUAGAGGUUUUUGACAUUGGGUUUGGGGGCUGGAGUGGUGUGUGUGUGAGAGUGAUUGUCUAAAAAGCUCAUUCUUUUUGGUGGAAUUGUGAGUGACUAUGAAUCCUCUGUUGUUGUAUUGAAAUGUUAGGUAGUGUAGGGCAUGCUAAUGUGCAUAUUAUGUUGUGUUUUGUACCAUUCUAACCUUUCCUACCUUCCUGUUCUCUAUGUGUCCCCCUCUCCUGGAAUCCCAGCAUCUGCUGAGUCAUCAGUAGUGAGUCAGGGUGUCAUGGCCGCCGGGCACAGGACACGCAGAGAUCACCCCUCAUAGUGCUUCCCCCCAGCCAGCCACCUGCAGACACACACACACACACACACUGGAGGAGGCGCAGGGGUGGUAAUGAUGACCACUUCACAUAUGAACGGUCACGUGACUGAGUCAGACGGCGGAGGUGGGGGAGGAAGUGGAGGAGUCGAGUCGAACCAGGAGGAGCCCCAGCAGUGGCACAGGGAGAUGGCGGUGGACUGCCCAGGGGACCUGGGUGCCCGUACCCUGCCCGUGCGGCGCUCUGCCCAGCUGGAGAGGAUCCGUCAGCACCAAGAGGACCUGAGGAGGAGGAGGGAGGAAGAGGGCAGGAACAGACAGGAGCUAGAUCUUAACGCUUCCAUACGGCUCAAGAAGCUGUCUCAGAACCCCAAGGUGGGCAUCGAUAACCCCACCUUUGACCCCAUCGAAGGCCCUGUAGGGCCCCUGGGACUGCCGCCCAACCUUGGGGCCCCCACUCUACUGGGUGAGUAGGACUGAGUAUGAGAAUACUCUUACAAUUUAAUAGUGUUCUAUUAAGUUGUGAUUCUGAACAGAAUAGUUAUUUGGCGUUAGCCUUGAGCACUAGCAAGGAUAAAGUGCUAACAAGCAAGUGGUCGUCUCUUGCAGAAUUUGAAAUCGACCCCUAUCCCCCAACCAUACUAUGUAAGUCUGGCAAAAUUUCUGCUGAGAAAACAAGGUGAAGAAAGUGCCAUUUUGCUUAAACCAAUCCUUUCAGAUUUAUAGGAGUGGAUGUGGGGGGUAGGGUCGUUUUUGGAAUUCUGGAUAGGCCUCUAGCUGUCUGUGGCUUUCCCUCAGUCUCUUAACCCAAGUUCACUGUUUCUGUUCUAGGUAGGCUUAUGAAUGAGACAGAACAAACACACCCACACACACAGCAGUCUAUAGGCCUGUAGUCAGUGCAUUCUUCUUCUAAAGCUCUCUGAGGGAGUCCUGCUUUACUCCCACUUAAUUCUCUGAUGAUCGGGAGGCUGGGGUCUGGGAAAGACUGAGACUGAGGGAGGAGGAGGGAGGGAAGAGGUGUGUGUGGUAGCAGCAUUCCUCAGGGGGGAUAUGGGAGGGGGGGGGGGGACCCUGUGAGAGGUGGUUAAUUAAAAAGUAUGUUACAAAACAUUCUGACCCAGGCUACAAUGGCUGCUGUCUCUCCCAGGGUGGGUGGCCCUCCUCUCCUCCAUUUUCUGCCCUUAUUUUUCUUUUUCUUCCCCAUCUCCUGUCCUUUGACUGCUCUACCACUCCUCCUGCCAAGUUAAUAAUGCAUUGAAAUUAUACAUAUCAUAUAGCCUAGCCUAAGAAAACAAUAUGUAGGACAGAAGGUACCCAGUGAAGUCAAUGGAGCGUGAAAGUAGAUCCUCAAUCAGAUGAGAUGACAAGCCUCCCACUUAGAUCCUCCCUUUUAGACACACACAGACCAUCUCCUUAUUUUGGUCUUAGUUAGACUGGACAGAUAUGUCUAAGAGAGGGGUCUGGAUUUGAGAGAGCUGGUAAGGUUUAAGAUAUUAGUAUUUUGGAGUUGUAUUCCAGAUGUAAAUAUCCUGUCUUGACUAUAGUCCCUGUAUGAGUUCACUGUAAUUCUUUCCUGAUUCUGAGCAUUUGUCUUGUCUGGCUUUUGUGUACUGUAUUUGUAUGGUUGAUCUGUCUGUGCAGUAUAUGUAUGCCUGACUCUCCCCCUUCCCCCCCUGUCCCUGCCUACAGAGUUGGAGGAGCUGCUGAUGUCCCUGAAGCAGGUGCAGCACUGCCUGUCUGACGCCCAGAGCCAGGAGGACGUGGAGCUGGUGCUGCAGCUGGUCCAGAAGACUGACUUCCAGAAGGCCUUCAACAUCCACAACUCUGUGGCCCAGCACAUGAACAGGCCCAGCCCGCCCUUCCCACAAACAGACCGCGCUCAGGGCCUGGCACAAGAGGUGAGUCCUGAUCUGGAGUCCGUUUGGGGUGUUAAGGUUAGGGUAAGCUGAUCCUAGAUCUGUGCUUACGGAUCUGGCCCAGCAGCACAUGAACCGACCCAGACCGCCCUUCCCCACACACACUGCCAUCAGGGCCUGGUCCAGGAGGUGAGACCCAGAUGCUGAUAUCAAGUCAGUUUGCGGUAUUACUAUGUAACAGUUGAGUGUAGGACUUGCGACGGGUAAACUGCUCCUAGAUCUGUGCCUACGGAUGUGGCCCCGAACAUUAACUGGCUCAGGAAGAAAGAGGAAGACUCCGUUAGACACUGAUCCAGUGUGUUUUCUUCAACAUGGUUAAGGGUAGGAUUUGUGGAGGAGUAAGCUGAUCCAAGGAUCUGUUGCCUAUGGGCAACGUCUACCCGGAGCAUACCGAGUAGGGCUAGGGAAGAGGAUGGAGCUAGGGCUGAUGGUCGAAUAAUACAGAACAAUGCUCCUGUAUACCGAAUUCCAAAUCAACCCUUCACUCCACUGGUCUUAGGCCCACUUCAGACUGCGUGGGAACUAGAAUAGAAGGAAAUGGGAGGGGGACAGAAACACACAAACUUGAUCUGAGGCCAAGCGAACAGGCCAAAAAGUGAGGCCUGAGGAGGGUCUGUGUGACGCAAUGACAGGAACACAUGCACUAAGGCACGCACAUAAAUAUUCACACACACACAUAUAUAUAUAUAUAUAUAUAUGCUGAUAUAGAUAGAUAUAUAUAUGCAUGCACACACACACGAUCAAGUACGACUUGUAGGAGUUGUGGAAAAUGUUGCCUAAAUUAGGUAGAUGACUAGUCUUGAAGUUGAAGUUCAGCAGAGUGUGCAGUGUAAAUGUUUUUAAUGGGCAGAAACCACUUCAACGUACUAAAUGACUUUUUGAAUAUUUUGUCCACUAAUGACACUUAAUUGAGGAAUCGCCUGGAAUCGCUGUAGUGUGAAGAAGUGUUAAUGACACACAAUAAACUUGUUAAUUGUUGUUUUCUUGUUCUCUCAUGCUGUCCAUUCUGCCCCAGCAGCACAGAACAGCUCUUGUACUCAGCCCCAUCAUUAGAGCCCAGACUCAUGUAGAACUCAAACUCACUGACCUGGACUGGACAAGACAGGACACUUACAUUAGGGCCUCUCUCUUUGUCUGAGGCUGCUGUCUUCACCAUUAUAGACUCACUGACAGGUAGCCAGAGCCACCACCGUUUUAUUAAUUAGGUACCAAACAGGAGAAAAUGGGCUUAAACCUGAAUUUGCCCCACGUGUGUGCGCGCACGUUUGUUUGUGUGUGUGUGUGUGUUUAUGCAUGUGGAUGAAAUACAUUGUCCUAUAACUUGACUGUUGUGUCCUCCGUAUGUAGGGAGUUUUCUAUUGGUCAUCCCUCAUGUGGACCAUGUCACCAUUGUGUACCUAAUGGUAGAGACACAAGGCCUGCUCCUCAGCUAAGGCGAGUUCUAAAGCACUUUGAAGGCCCAUCGGCACCCCACAAGGAAAAAGUUAAAACCACUCAACAAUUUUUUUUACACAAACCCUAUGUAUGCCAUCUAUUCUGGUGAACAAAGGCAUUGCAGCUGUUGAAUCAAGGUGGGAAGAAUCAUGACAGAUUGUCCUCCCUGCCGACCUUCCUGUGUAGAUGCUGCUGGCCUGCUUUUUGAUCAAUUUCGGGUGUAAAUCAUCAGAUGUGUUUCAAGUUGACGGCGUGUCUCCUGUCCCUGCUCCUCUUUCUUACACUUCCUGUGUUGUGGUGUGUCCUCCAGGUCCAGUCUAUGGUUCAAAACAGCCAACACAAGGAGGGCUUGGAGCUCAACACCCUGCUCUCCUCCCCACAUGUCCAGGUGAGGCCUCCAUCCAUUCCUACUCUGUCUAACCUGUGUCUCAGUCUAACCUGUGUCUCUCUGCACCACUUUAAUGUCUGUCUCUGUGUCUCAGUGUAACUUCUGUGUCUGUCUUAGUCUAACCUGUCUCUCUGCACCACUUUAAUGGCGGUGUAUCUGGGUGCUAGUAUAACCUGUCAGGUGUAAUGUGCAUCUCUGUUUAACCUGUGUCUGUGUGCCAGUGUCCCAGUGUAACGUCUGUCUGUCUCUCUCCCAGUAUAACCUUUAUCAUCCUGACUCUCAGGGCUGGGGUUCUUCAGGUCAGGACUGUGUUGGUUCAGCUGUGAUCAACUAUUGGCUCCAUCUCUUGGCAGAAGCCGUGCCAAAGCCCUGAUCUCGCGCUCUCUUUAACUCUCACAUGGAUGAGUGACCUGAUUUCUCCUACCCCUGAAUUUACACUAUAUGGCCAAGCUGCCGUCCCCUGAGCCCAGUACACAUCUUCUCCCUUUCCCUCUGAUUUAUCUGUCCGGCCCCCACAUCUACAAUGAUGAUGCUGCUCCUCUGAGACACCAGGGCAUGUUCAAUAGGAAGGGAACAUUCUAAACAGAUUGAAAGGGGAGGUGUACUACCUGAAUGUUUUGCUACAGUGUGCCCUGCGGAACACGACCCACACAGUAGGAUGUGAGGAUGGAGGAGGAGAAGAGUGGUGGUUGGGGGGGGGUUCCCCCUGUAUUGUUUUGAGGGUUGCCAUAGAGGUAGACCAAGUGAGGUAACUAACCGGGCCAGAUGGAGGGAGUGGAAAAUGAUUUACCUGCUGUCCCUCAGGGAAACUUUUGGCUGUUAGUCUGUUACUACUUACUGAAUGAAGGCUUCUUUUGUAAUGUUUGUCCUCCUGGAUACUCCUGGAUGUCUUCCUUCCACCAGAACUAGAACAGCAGGAGGCUCUGGAAGUAAUAACUACAGUACUGUUAGACACAGGUCUCUGUGCUUGUGCAGAUGCAUGCAUCUACCUGUCUGUAUUUGUCUAAAAGUGAACCCAGUAAGGCUGAUGAACCCUAUGUCCCCUGUCCCUCCCCAGGCGGUGCUUCUGGCCCAUGACUGUGUUGCGGAGCAGGAGAUGCAGCUGGAGCCCCUGACCCCAGAUGACCACUGUGAAACUCUCACCCAGUGGGGAGGGGAGACCGUCAAGAUAGUCUGCAUCGAGAAAGCCAGGGACAUCCCACUGGUGAGAGAGACCCCUUUUAAAACACGCUAUCAUGAAUCAACAUAGGAGUAGCUAUAGACUCUGUCUGAAAGUGUACAAGCUGUCAAAUCCUUGAUUCCCCCUGUCUUUGUUUCCUCAAUUUCUCACCCCUCUCUCAAAGCUUAUUGGAGAAGAGGCUCCAAGGUCCCUCUCUUCGGAGAUCUCCUCCAAUGAGCUUUGAGAGUGUGGCGAGGACGGGAAGAAUCAAGGAUUUGACAGCUUGUACACAUCUCUCUCUAACAAAGUUUAAACCCUCCUGUGUCUGCACCGUCACUAACCACUGUUCCCCACUGUCUGUAUGUGUGGCAGGGCGCGACGGUGCGUAACGACAUGGACAGCGUGAUAAUAAGCCGCAUCGUGAAGGGCGGGGCGGCGGAGCGCAGCGGGCUGCUCCAUGAAGGAGACGAGGUUCUGGAGAUCAACGGAGUGGAGAUCAGAGGGAAGGACGUCAACGAGGUCUUCGACAUCCUGGCCGACAUGCACGGCAACCUGACCUUUAUCCUCAUCCCCAGCCCACAGACCAAACCCCCGCCCAUCAAGGAGACUGUGGUAAGUACAGAAACACCUUCAUCCCAGACCCCCAGCUCUCCUCUCAGCCCCUGGGCUAGGAAGUCUGUCUGUCUGAAGCAAUCACACUGUUCCAGGUUCCAAUGGCUCAGUGGGUUGCAGAGCAUGGUUCUGACCCAUGGCCAAUGUUGGUUUGAUUCCCACAUGCACCACCACAUACUGAAUAUGUCAUUAUGAACAGUCAAUUGUUUUGGAUUGGAGAAUCUUGAAUUUAAUUAUAGAAUAUACAGUGCGAGUUACUAGAAAACUAAGGUCAUGUCUUGUUUCCUCUAUUCCACCAGGUCCAUGUGAAGGCUCACUUUGACUACGACCCGUCUGAUGACCCAUAUGUGCCGUGCAGGGAGCUGGGCCUGUGCUUCCAGAAGGGAGACAUCCUCCACAUCAUCAGCCAGGAUGACCCCAACUGGUGGCAGGCCUACAGGGACGGAGACGAGGACAACCAGCCCUUGGCCGGGCUAGUACCAGGUACACUACCUCACAAUAGGGCUCAACAACAGUGGGCCAGUUCCAGGUCGUAUUUGCAGAUUAUCAGACCUCACAAUGCCUGGAGAAGUUUUUAACAUCGCUCCCUCUUUGUGAAUGCAGGCAAGAGCUUCCAGCAACAGAGGGAAGCCAUGAAGCAGACCAUAGAAGAGGAUAAAGAGCCUGAGAAGUCGGGAAAGCUGUGGUGUGCUAAGAAGAACAAGAAGAAGAGGAAGAAGCUCCUUUACAAUGCUAAGCAGAAUGACGGUAAGGCAAGCCCAGACCAGCCGUGUGGUAGAGUGCUGUAGCAGAGAUGUAGACAGGCUGGUGUAGAAUGACCCGGCCCGUAUUCGCACAGCAUCUGAGUAAGAGUGCAGUUCUAGGAUGAGUUUGAUAUUUUAGAUCAUAGUGAAUAAGAUUAUAUGGACACGAAAGACCCAAUCCUAGAUCUUACUUUGAAAUGCUUUGUGAAAAUGGGCCCUGAUGGCUAGAGGGGCUGUGUGUUUUUGGUUCUGGAAUGUGCAGACUUUGCUUGUUUAAAUGCUUACGUAUGUGGAAUUGUUAACACUCUUCCUUUAUCAUCACACUAUUGAUUGUUACUCGUGUCUCAUAUCCCAGGGUUACAGAAAGAGACCACUCACUUUAGCCAGCUUUUGCCUAGAGACAAUGUACUGUGAAAGUUAGCAUUAUUACUUUAAUGGGCUGUAGUUGGCAUGACCCCAAGUUAUAGUAGAAUAAUUAACAAUAACAGGGGAGUGAGUGCCUUCAGAAAGUAUUCACACCCGUUGACUUUUUCCACAUUUUGUUGUUACAGCCUGAAUUUAAAAUGGAUUCAAUUUAGAUUUGUUUGUCACUGGCCUACACACAAUACCCCAUAAUGUCAGUGGAAUUAUGUUUUUUGACAAUUUUACAAAUGUAUUAAAAAUGAAAAGCUGAAACGUCUUGAGUCAAUAGGUAUUCAACCCCUUUGUUAUCGCAAGCCUAAAUAAGUUCAGGAUAAAAAAUGUACAAUAAUGUUGUUUAACAUGAUUUUUGAAUGACUACCUCAUCUCUGUACCCCACACAUACCAUUAUCUGUAAAGUCCCUCAGUCGAGCUGUGAAUUUCAACCACAAAGACCAGGGAGGCUUUCCAAUGCCUCGCAAAGAAGGGCACCUAUUGGUAAAUAGGUAUUUUUUAUUUAAAGCAGAUGUUGAAUAUCCCUUUGAGCAUGGUGAAGUUAUUAAUUACACUUUGGAUGGUGUAUCAAUAUAUCCAGUCACUACAAAGAUACAGGCAUCCUUCUUAACUCAGUCGCCGGAGAGGAAGGAAACCGCUCAGGGAUUUCACCAUGAGGCCAAUGGUGACUUUAAAACAGUUACAGAGUUUAAUGGCUGUAAUAGGAGAAAACUGAGGAUGGAUCAACAUUGUAGUUACCCCACAAUACUAACUUAAUUGACUAAGUGAAAAGAAGGAAGCCUGUACACAAUACAAAUAUUCCAAAACAUGCAUCCUGUUUGCAACAAGGCACUAAAGUAAUACUGCAAAUACAAAGUGUUUGGGGCAAAUCCAAUUCAACACAUUACUGAGUGCCAUUCUCCAUAUGUUCAAGCAUAGUGGUGGCUGCAUCAUGUUAUGGGUAAAAAAUCCUAAAGGAAAACCUGGUUCAGUCUGCUGUCCACCAGACACUAGGAGAUUAAUUCACCUUUCAGGAGGACAAUAACCUUAAACACAAGGCCAACUAUACACUGGAGUUGCUUACCAAGAAGACCAUGAAUGUUCCUGAGUGGCCAAGUUAGUUUUGACUUAAAUCAACUUCAAAAUCUAUGGCAAGACCUGAAAAUGGUUGUCUAGCAAUGAUCAACAACCAACUUGUGAAUGAGAUAUUUCUGUAUUUCAUUUUCAAUAAAUUAGCAAACAUUUCUAAAAAUGUAGAUGGGUGAGAACCCCCCCCCCCCCCCCCCCCAAAUGUAAUCAAUUUUGAAUUCAGGCUGUAACACAUCAAAAUAUGGAGUAAGUCAAGGUGUGAAUACUUUCUGAAGGCACUAUGUCGACGUUUCAGUUAAAGGCCUCUCAGUCUCCAAGUCUCUCAUGAUCCAAAGAUAUGCUGUUUGAUAUGAAACUAAAACCGUCUGUGUCUCUGCUCCUCCCCAGACUAUGACAACGAGGAGAUCCUGACCUAUGAGGAGAUGGCGCUCUACCACCAGCCAGCCAAUCGCAAGCGGCCCAUUGCUCUGAUUGGUCCUCCCAACUGUGGGCAGAACGAGCUGAGACAGAGACUGCUGUCCAGCGAGCCAGACAGAUUUGGGGGAGCUGUCCCACGUAAGUGUGUGUGCAUUCCUGUAUGCAUUUUAAAGGGUUAACUUUCCCUUUGAACUGCACACAUCCGGUCUUAGUAUUACUCAAGACAUUUAGAGGGUAUAGAAUUUGGUUACUGAGAAUGUUAUGUCAUUUUUGUUAAUUCCAGACUUUUUCCUUGGUUUUGUGGCCAUUGUCUGUUGUUCCCCCUUCCCCUGUCCUGUUCAUUGUUUUGUUAUUAAAAGCAAUACAAAUGUGGGUUCAUUCCAGACACGACGCGGAACAGGCGUGAUGUGGAGGUGAGUGGAAGGGACUACCACUUUGUCUCCCGCCAGGCCUUUGACAUGGACGCCACCGCGGGGAAGUUCAUCGAGUCGGGAGAGUUUGAGAAGAACCUGUACGGAACCAGCACCGACUCUGUCCGUCAACUCGUCAACACGGGCAAGAUCUGUCUGCUCUGUCUGCACACACAGGUGAGGAGGGGGGGGGAGUAGAGAGAGAGGGGGAUAGGUAGGGAGAGAGGGCAAGGCCUGUCUUCUGUGUCUGCACACCCAGGUGAGGGGAGGAAAGGAGGGAUAGAGAGAGGUGAGAAGAAGGUGAAGCCAGACCAACUGGGAAAAGAAGAGGGAGGAUAAAGGUGUCUGCAUGCUUCCCAGCCGAAACACUUUGGAAGAGUUGUUUGGGCACACAAAACAUUUUCGAGGCAAGCCGGGAAAUCUGUAGCCGAAGUCUACGCCCCUCGUCAGUGAUUGGUCAACAGUAGGGAUUCUUUAAUAUCUUAGAUUAAUUCUGACUAUUUUGAGGAAGUGUGUACUGGCUACGGCAUCUCAAAAUGGGCAAAUGGUACUAUUACUUCUUUUUUUUUCUUUUUUCGGAUCACCCAGUUCGGCUGGGCGCUAGCCGAGCUGAAGCAUGCUGAUGCCUUAAGAGAGCAUAAAAUGUCUGUUGCUGCUGUGUCUGACUGUGAGUCCCCCCCCCUCUCUCUCCCCCUUUUCUCUCUUCUCUUCUUUCUCUCGCUCUAGUCGCUGAAGAUUCUGCGGAACUCUGAUCUGAAGCCAUACAUAAUCUUCAUCGCUCCUCCAUCCCAAGAACGGUUGCGAGCCCUCCUGGCCAAGGAGAGCAAGAACCCAAAGGUACGGCAUCAUUUUAACACAUCACAAUCUGUUUUCUCAGUCCUUUUUUAGCCCCAAAGGUCCUUUUUAGUAAGGUUUAUUUACUAAGCCUUAGUAAAGUUAAUUCACUUGACAUCAAACUAACGUAGUGAAACAUGCUCUGUGUUCCAUCUCUUAUCCCCUACCCUUUCUCCACCUAAGCUUGAGGAGCUGCGUGACAUCAUCGAGAAGGCCCGUGAGAUGGAGCAGAACUUUGGCCACCUGUUUGAUGCAGCCAUCGUGAACACAGACCAGGACAAGGCCUAUCAGGAGCUGCUGAGGCUCAUCAACAAACUGGACACUGAGCCACAGUGGGUCCCCUCCUCCUGGCUACGUUGAAGGAGCAAUAUAACACAGACACAACGCUAACCUGACACACACACAUACAUACAAAUGCACACACACACCGCAACGCUAACUUGACAUAGCACUCACUGGUUCAAUGAAGAGCUACCCUGGAUCAUGGACAAUACAGUUGCCAGGGGGAAGACUAUUAUUAGUUAAAAAUUAGCCUUGACUCCAUUCUUCAACCAGUAUCACAGUGAGACUAGUGGAAGAUUGUAAAUCAACACACAAGCUGAAGAUAAAUAAAACACUUAAAAUGCUUAUCACUACAUAUGAUGCUGAACUGAACUGAGCCAAGCUCUUCUCUUUGCUUCUGAGACUGCCUGGGGAAAUGAAUUAUUGACUUAUUAUUGCUCUGAUUAUUUGUCCUUUUUUCGAUGCUGGAUUUCUCUUCACUAAAUUAACUUUUCACAUUCCAGAGAAGAAGUAUGUAAAGACUUGGCAC
This is a messenger RNA of Coregonus sp. 'balchen', 12455 nucleotides long. Lineage: Eukaryota; Metazoa; Chordata; Actinopteri; Salmoniformes; Salmonidae. The record is from the annotation of a GenBank genome assembly.